AAUACUCUGCUUCUCAGAACAAAAGAGGCCUUAUAUUCCCUAUGCCCAAAGCCUCACAAGAUUCCCAUCCUAUCUACUUUCCUUGUCGAAGGUAAGGGACUAUUUCCCGCCAAAAAAUGCUUCUUACCCCUCCUUUAAUUACUGUCCUCUUUCACUGUCUCCUCCCCCAGUCCUCGGUCCACACAAGAAAAAAACAGUGACAGAGAGAGAGAGAGAGAGAGAGAGAAAUGAAGGGGGCAUCCAAGGUAAUCAUGGGUGCAACACUGGUAAUGGUGGUGAGCCUUGCCAUUGUGUUAGGUCUAAUCGUAGUGCUGCUAGCGGAGCUCUACUGCUCUCUCUUACUCCGCAGGCGUCAGCUCAAAGAAUCCACCUCCGACGCUACCAUUAGCAACACAGCUACGGCCACUGCGGCCGCCAGCCCCACCAAUACUACUUCUUCCCGUUCUCCUCAAGGUCAUAACCAAGAUCACCAAUCAACCAGUCCCCUUAGUAGCUUCUAUGCACAAGGAGUUCUUCAUGCACCAAGGAACUUUCUCUUCCCUUCACUCCCUUGCAAACAAAAGAAGAAGCUUGAAAAAGAGAACCAUCUCACUUUACUACAUCAAGUCCUUGAAGUUCAUCCCCAAGAGUCAAACACAAGCUCUCAGCAAAUCGGUAUCUUAUCUUCUACAUCCCCAACAACUUCCUUUGCGACGACCUCACCGCGGCCUGUUCAAGAAAUCUCAGUUCAAGUUGGCACCGGGAGUACUACUAUUACUACUUGUAAAGAGAAAGCUUGUGGUGCUCCUCGUGCGGAGAAUUUUGUUUACAUAUCGAACCCUAUUUACGACAAUGAUGCCGCAGGCAGGCCAAUCAGGGCAGAUACUCCGUUCGAGACUCCGGAUACAUCGCCUUCACGUUUAGAAAGCAGCGGUUCUUCAGGGGAUGAUGAUGAGAAAGCUCAGCCUUCGGAUCCUGUUAGAGUACUGUACUCGCCCCCAAUGACACCUCCUUUGAGUCCAAUGAAGAAGCUCCCAGCUCAGGCUUGUUCCGUCUCUCUUAGAGAUGCUAGGUCUUUAGGCACUUCAGCUAGUGAUUCCAACAGUAACAAUGGUCUUUCAUCAUCUUCUUCAGGUUCUCCAUGCACUUCUCCUUCAUGGUGAUUAGAGUUUCUGUCAAAACUAGCUUGGCAAUGCAACGUUUAUUUUAUUUUAUUUUA
Molecule: messenger RNA, 1198 nt
Organism: Theobroma umbraticum
Lineage: Eukaryota; Viridiplantae; Streptophyta; Magnoliopsida; Malvales; Malvaceae
Source: RefSeq, a predicted model, not a curated record